Ziziphus jujuba (common jujube) is the source of this 1730-nucleotide messenger RNA. RefSeq lists its product as uncharacterized. Lineage: Eukaryota; Viridiplantae; Streptophyta; Magnoliopsida; Rosales; Rhamnaceae. The transcript has 4 exons. The record is from RefSeq and is a predicted model, not a curated record. The coding region runs from base 374 to 1372 and encodes 332 amino acids.
UUUUUUUUGGUAAUUCUGUCAAACUACCGCUUGGCUUUACAGCAGAGCGCAAGAAUAUCAAAUCCCAAAACCCUAGGCAUAAAGCUGAAUUUAUUUCAUACAAAAAUCUGAAUCCAAAAAACCCUAUUUAUUUCAAAGGUCUUAGAUUUUUUUUUUUUUGGGGGGGUCUCUUCCUAUUUUAUCAUCUAAUUUUCCACCCCUUAUUUUUCUCAGCGUGAUUUCUGAGCAAUUUCUGAAAUUCGGUAAGGCUGCUAACUUACCCUCCCCGGAAAGUAUGAAUAUCCGGAUCCGGUUUUCGCAGCGAUUUCUAGGGUUUUGAUAUCAGCAAGCUAAACCCCGGAUCUGAAAAAAGGUCGGAUCUUUAUCAUUUUUGAUGGAUAGGAAUGCGGUUGUGGCAGUGUUCUUGUUGUUUCUGAUUGUUGCGGAUGUUUCCGAUGCUUCUUUGCUCUCGAACAUCAGAAAGUUAGUUGGAGCGCAGCCAAACAAUACUUCACCUGCUACUCCAAUUCCUAGUCCAAGUCCUGUUUCACAGGGCAAGAAACCGAAGCCUAUACCAAAUGAUGGAACAAAGAAGAAAAAAACCUCUGGUUCUCCAGUACCUGAUGAUUUGAAGAAAGCUAGUCCUGUUCCACAGAGUCCUAAUACAACAGUCCCUGCAAUUCCACCCACUCAAGUUGCUAAACCAGAGGAGAAGAAUGAGAAUAAACCCAGUUCAGAACAUGGGAAUGUUGAAACUUGUGUUGUGUCAGUGAAGGAGUGCAAGACAAUUAAGAAUGUGGUUGCUUGCAUUAAAAGCUUUGAUGAAGUUUCUAAAGAGCUGGUUGUUGUAAUCCAAAAUGAAAGAGAAAGUUCUUUGGAGGCAGAUAUUUCUUUAGAAAGUUUUCACACGGUUCUGAACAUUUCCAAACACCAGAGUGAAAGGAUCAAUAUAUCACAUUCUAAUGGAAAAGGAGCCCAAAUAUUUAUAAAAGCCGCAAAGGAAAAAUGUGUCCUUCCUAUGGAUUCUCCAGUUGCAUGGAGAGCUGUGCAGCUCCCUUCAUAUGAUCAACUAGUAACCCCAAUCAACGGUGCCUACUUAUUAAUUUUGACAGUGCUAAUCUUCGGGGUGACAUGGGCUUGCUGUAUGUUCAGGAAGAGGAGACGGGAGAAUAGGGAUGGAGUCCCAUAUCAGGAGCUUGAGAUGGGCAUUGCGGAAACUGUUUCCGCUACAGAUUUGGAGACAGCAGAAGGUUGGGAUCAGGGUUGGGAUGACGAUUGGGAUGAAGACAAAGCAGUGAAGUCACCAGGAGGUCAUGUAGGAAGCAUCUCAGCAAAUGGCCUUACUUCUAGGACGGCGAACAAAGAUGGCUGGGAAAACAACUGGAAUGAUUAGUUAUUUUAUAUACACGGCCAACAAAAAUUUGUAAAAGCAGAACUAGAAGAACAUGGACAGACAAAACACACAGCAAAAUAGGAUACUCGGAGAUAUUAAAUGUAAAUCCUUUUGUCACAUUUGGCCUGCGUUUACAUUAGUGGUUAACAUGCGAUAGCAAGAACCCAGAAGGGUGGUAAAAAAAAAAAAAAAAAAAAAAAAAGUCCGUAAUAUUGAUUGGUUUUUUUACCAGAAUUUAGAAAUGUAUAUUUCUUUUGCUUUUGUAUUUUAUCUUUGUUAUUGUUUCAUCAUCUUCUCUCUCCAUUCUCAUGUCUAAAUAUAAUGACAAUAGACUAUGCAAGGUCUGCAACAUUUGAUA